AUAAUUUAAUAAAGAUGGCCUUAAUUUUGUUAAGAGCUCGUGCCAACAUUCCGGUGAUAGUUUGUGGUGAAGCAGGAUGUGGAAAGACAAGUUUAAUUGGUUUUCUAGCGCAAGUAGUUGAGGUUAAGUUUAAGUCAUUAGACUUACAUGCCGGUGUGACCGAAGAAAACAUCUUAUCUUUUAUGGUAGAAGCUCAACAAAUCGCCGAUACUUCUGAACUAUGGUUAUUCUUUGAUGAAAUAAAUACAUGCAACCAUAUAGGUCUUCUCGCAGAUUUAAUAGCUCAUAGAAUGUUAAAUGGUUGCCAAAUACAUCCUAAUAUUAGAUUGUUUGCAGCAUGUAAUCCGUAUCGUAUACGUACAAAGGAUCAAAGUAAUGUUGGGUUGUCUACCAAGGCUAAAAAAAAGGAAAUUAGAUAUGAGGAACGUAGCAAUUUAGUAUAUCAAGUUAAGCCAUUGCCCGAUCAAAUUCUUGAUUAUGUUUGGGAUUAUGGAAUCCUUCAAGAAAAAGAAGAAGAAAGAUAUAUUCUAACCAUGGUUCUUGAAGCAUUAGAAAGUGAUUUUAAAAAUCCAGAUAUGUUUGCAAAUUUAAUAUUCAGAUCUCAAGUAUUUGUUCGAGAAGAAGAAGAACCUUAUAGUGUCAGUCUUCGGGAUGUGAAACGAGCAAUUACCCUAGUAAAAUUCUUUAACGACAGUUUUACAAAAAGAUCGCAACUAAAUGAGAAAAAUAAGUAUCCUUCAGAUGAUGGAAUCAAUAUUUCACUUAGAUGUUAUGUAUUAGCAUUAGGUCUUUGUUACCAAUGUAGAUUAUAUGAUCAAAUCAUUAGAAGAAGAUAUCGUAAAGAAAUGGCAGAAAUUAUUAGUGAAGAUAUGAGCAAAGGGAGUAGUAAAGGGAGUAAAAGUACAGGCCGAAAGUUUAAAUUUAGUGAAGAAGAUUUUAGUAAUAUUAUCAGACAAGAGCAAGAAGAUUAUAUAAAUAGAAUGACAUGUCCUCCUAAUACUGCAAAAAACGAAGCACUCUUGGAAAAUGUUUUGGUUAUGAUUGUUUGUAUUCUUACCAAAAUUCCUGUAUUUAUCAUUGGAGCUCCUGGGUCAUCGAAAUCUUUGGCGGUUAGGCUUGUAAGUCAGAACCUGAAAGGAUUUGAUUCCGAAGAUGAUUACUUCCGAAAAUUACCACAGGUCUAUCUUAUUCCACAUCAAGGUUCAUCAUCAUCAACGUCAGAUGGUAUUUUAAAAGUAUUCGAAAAAGCCAACAAUUAUCAAAAAACAACCUCUAAAGAAUUUCCUGUGAUAAGUGUUGUCUUGCUAGAUGAAGUUGGUUUGGCUGAAACAAGCCCAUUUAAUCCAUUGAAAGUCCUUCACUAUUUACUUGAACCACCUUAUGGGUCCGAUAGUCAAACUGUUUCA
Messenger RNA from Racocetra persica, 1406 nucleotides. The record is from the annotation of a GenBank genome assembly. Lineage: Eukaryota; Fungi; Glomeromycota; Glomeromycetes; Diversisporales; Gigasporaceae.